AUGCUCGAGUGGUUCGACAGCAUCGAGGUUACCUUCAUUAAUAGUGAGUGCCCAGAUCAUUUAAAGACUAGGAGUGCAACUGGGAAGUUUCAAGGCAGAGCGUUGGAGGGGUGGUCGAAUGAGAGAAAAAUCCAUUCAAACGAAGAGGCCUAUGCUCUUCCAUGGGCUGAGCUAAGUCUUAUCGUUCCUCACUUGGUUUCUACUCUUAAGCAAAUGAUAACAAAGUACAUAAAUGGUCUACCUCCGGCUAUGCGUGAUUCUAUUAUGCAGCUCAACUGGAAACUAUUGAAGAAGUCUAUCGUUUGGCAGCAACCAAGUGGCAUCAAGAACAAGAAGCGGAAAUCUCAGGGUUCCGGAUGUAAUGCUAUUACUCCUGCUGCAAACCCUGCUGCUAAACCUGCUCCUGCCACUGCUGCUGCUAACCCUGCUGUCCCAGAAACUAAGAAGCAAUACACUGGGUCUCAUCCUAAGUGUGCAACUUGCAACUAUCAUCACCCUACUACUUCUGCAUGUCGUCUGUGCACCAACUGUAAUCGCUAUGGUCACACGACUCCUUAUUGCCGUCAAACUAACCCGGCCCCGCAAGCUCAAAAAGCCCCAGCGCAGUCAGCUUUACCAGCACCUCCAGCUCCUCUGCAGAACCCAAGGCCAGUCAAUGCUAUUCGUGCAUACUACAAGUGUGGAGAUACUACCCACCUCCGUAAACAGUGUCCUCAGCUGAACCAGGACCAACAGCCAGCCGCUCUUGGACGAGCGUUUAACCUUAAUGCUAACCAGGCUCGUAAUGACAAUGACGUUGUCAAUGGUAUGUUCCUUGUUAAUAACCUUUAUGCUUCGAUUCUAUUUGAUUCUGGUGCCGAUAAAAGCUUUGUGUCCGUGGAAUUUGAGUCUUUGAUAAACUGUACACACUCCAAGUUACCUGAGUCGUUCUCUGUUGAGGUCGCUAAUGGUAAUUCGAUACUUGUUAAUUCUAUCGUACGUGAAUGUUCCCUGACUCUUAACGAUCACGUAUUCUCUAUUGAUCUCGUACCCAUGCGUUUGGGUAGCUUUGAUCUUACUAUCGGUAUGGACUGGUUGCGUAAGAACCAUGCCGAGAUUGUUUGUCAUGAGAAACUGUCUUCCUCUUCCCUCUGGUGA
This is a messenger RNA of Helianthus annuus (common sunflower), 1137 nucleotides long. RefSeq lists its product as uncharacterized. The record is from RefSeq and is a predicted model, not a curated record. Gene Ontology annotation, molecular function: nucleic acid binding; zinc ion binding. The transcript has 3 exons. Bases 1 to 1137 code for a protein of 378 amino acids. NCBI's taxonomy places the organism in Eukaryota, Viridiplantae, Streptophyta, Magnoliopsida, Asterales, Asteraceae.